AUGUUCCAAACACUCUUCCGUGAGCUCCGGCUGUGCUAUGGCUUUGUACGCCGUGACCUGGGCACUGGUCUCCUCCCAGUCCCAGAAUUCACUCUGGCAUCUUUACUCUAUCGCAAGGCACCCCGAGAGGAGAUGAUCCCAGCCAUAGCUAUGGCAUUUCUCUACGGCUUCCUAUACCUCUAUACCUUCGUGGUCUCCAACCAGAUCACCGGCGUGAGCGAGGACAAGAUCAACAAGCCCGAUCGACCUAUUGCCUCCGGGGCAGAGUCAUUAAAGGCAGCCAAGAUCCGCUACUGGGUUCUCACAGCGCUGUAUCUCGGUUUUGGCCAUGUCUUGGGUGUAUCUGAAUGGGCACUGUUGUGGAUCCUGACUACCAUUGCCCAUAAUCCGUUGGGAUUCUCCAACUUUGGCCCUACCAAGGACCUUUGCAUGGGACUUGGAUGCAUUGCGCAGCUGAAGGCCGCAUGGGCUAUUGGAGGGUCCCCUCCUGAUAUGGGCUGGGAGUGGAUCAAGGUGAUCACUUUGUAUAUGUUGUGGCCGAUUCCUCUUCAAGAUCUGCGUGAUGUGCCGGGAGAUUUGGCUGCGGGAAGACGCACGACUCCUAUCCUUUUGGGAGAUUUUCCUGCACGUCUUUAUAUCUCGGCUGGCAUCGUUGUAUCACAGUUCCUGUUGAUCAAAUAUCGCAUCCUGGAGUAUCGUUAUGACACAUCAACCAUCGUUCUGUCAGCUGCUUUGGUCUUGAUGACCAUCGGAUGCAUCUUCCGUUUAUUUGCUUUCCGGUCUCUGACCAGUGACCGGUUCUCAUACUGGCUGUACACGGUGAUUUAUGUCUUCCAGCCAUUGUCUGCAUGCAUUGCCUUGCGGUAG
This is a messenger RNA of Aspergillus sclerotioniger CBS 115572, 867 nucleotides long. Its product is annotated as UbiA family prenyltransferase. Gene Ontology annotation, molecular function: transferase activity, transferring alkyl or aryl (other than methyl) groups. The transcript is spliced from 4 exons. NCBI's taxonomy places the organism in Eukaryota, Fungi, Ascomycota, Eurotiomycetes, Eurotiales, Aspergillaceae. Gene Ontology annotation, cellular component: membrane. Bases 1 to 867 code for a protein of 288 amino acids. The record is from RefSeq and is a predicted model, not a curated record.